AUGCUUAGCCAUUACUACCCACCUUGUCCAGAGCCUGACCUAACUUUAGGCGCAAGUAAGCACUCAGACAGCUCUUUUCUUACCGUCCUUCUUCCAGAUCAGAUCGAAGGGCUUCAAGUUCACCGUGAAGGGUACUGGUUCGAUGGUCCUUCUGUUCUCGGUGCACUCAUCAUCAACAUCGGAGAGACGGAGACCUUCUACAGGCAACUUAUUUCAAAUGACAAGUUCAUCAGUUCGGAGCAUAGAGUAUUGGCAAACAGAGUCUCUGUUGCGUGUUUCUUCACUACCUAUGGUAUUAGACCUAAUCCUAGAGUGUACGGACCCAUGAGAGAGCUUGUGUCCGAAGAAAACCCUCCAAAGUAUAGAGAGAUCACUUCGCUGCUCACGUCAGCGCCAAAGGACUUAACGGAAGCUCUUCUUUGCUUCCCUUUUAAAAUAUGA
This is a messenger RNA of Microthlaspi erraticum, 441 nucleotides long. The record is from the annotation of a GenBank genome assembly. NCBI's taxonomy places the organism in Eukaryota, Viridiplantae, Streptophyta, Magnoliopsida, Brassicales, Brassicaceae.